AUGUUCACGCUAGAACGCCCUUUCCUCAGCACGACGGUCAAUUGGAGUCUGAUCAAAAAGCAAAAAAAACGCGUGUUAAUCUUAAAUCACGACAUUCUGGCGAUGGCAGAGCAACGUGUCGAUCUGAAUCUACAACAGUUAAGCAUGAUUAAAGUAGAACAUUUAAAAGAAUUGCCGAAAAACUUGGAUCGACACAAAACAUUCGCAAGCAAUGCGGAAACGGUGCUGCGGUCAUUCAGAAUCCGCCGUCCUUAUCUCGCGAAGCUGCACGAUCUGAUGAGCCGAUUGUCUCAUAUUGAACUCGUUGAGAUGUUCGCCAGAAAUUUGAUUAAAGAGUAAGGCGUGAUAUAAUAUCUUGAAGUGUCUCAUAUUUUUCCAGCGCUACCGGCUGUUUAUACAUCGGGAUCCAUCAAAAAGAACACCGAGCAUUCAUGAAGCUCAUCAGAACCAUCACCUUCUGCUUGUCCGACAAACGGAAGAGGGACUUCGCCGUCGAGCCUCAUUUCGAGUCCUACGUCAACGAUUUCACGGGAUGUCUUCACAAUUCUCUGCUCGCCUUCACUAAUAUGAAUAAUAAACUCGGAAAGGUCAAAAACAAGGUUGUUCAGAACGAUUUCUUCCGAUGA
Molecule: messenger RNA, 626 nt
Organism: Caenorhabditis sp. 36 PRJEB53466
Lineage: Eukaryota; Metazoa; Nematoda; Chromadorea; Rhabditida; Rhabditidae
Source: the annotation of a GenBank genome assembly